AUGGGGACACCUAGGGCAGUGAAAAGUCAGGCUAUAGCAGAUUUAUUGGCGCAGUUUCCAGGAGAGGAAGAAUUCCCACUAGAUGAUGAAGUUCUAGGGGAAGUAGUUAUGGCAAAAGAAGUCAGGGUACAGUGGGUAAUGAAAUUUGAUGGGUCUUCUACUACCCAUUCCGAAGGGGUGGGAGUAGUUCUGUAUCAUGAAGAAGACAAGGCAGUGGCACUGUCAUUUAAGUUGGAAUUCCCCUGUUCAAACAACACGGCAGAGUAUGAGGCCUAUCUAACUGGGCUUGCCACGGAGCUCGAAAUGGGAGUCAAACAUUUGAAGGUACUGGGAAAUUCAAACUUGGUCGUCUGCCAGGCCAAAGGAAGUUUUUCCUUAAAGGAGCCCAGCCUAGCCCCGUACAGAGUGAUGGCCCAGAGAAUGGAAGAGAAAUUCUCAACCUUUGAGAUAGAACAUGCUCCGAGAAAUGAAAAUCGGUUUGCAGACGCGUUAGCUGCACUGGGUUCGCAAAUAAUCUUCAAAGGGAAUAGCACUAAUAUAGAAGUCAGCAAGAGGGAAGAAUCCAUCAUUGAGGUGUUGAAGGAAAAGUUCCGGGAGGAACAGGGCAAAGGGGAUUGGCGAAUCCCCAUAAAGGAAACCUUGGUGAAGGGAGACGACGCAGCAGAAUUGAAGAUAUUAAAAGACUAUGCCUUGGUAAAAGAAGAGUUGUACCGCAAGAUGCCAGGUAAGGUUUUAUCCAGAUGCGUGGGCUAG
Messenger RNA from Quercus lobata, 753 nucleotides. RefSeq lists its product as uncharacterized. The record is from RefSeq and is a predicted model, not a curated record. Lineage: Eukaryota; Viridiplantae; Streptophyta; Magnoliopsida; Fagales; Fagaceae. Gene Ontology annotation, molecular function: nucleic acid binding; RNA-DNA hybrid ribonuclease activity. The transcript has a single exon. Bases 1 to 753 code for a protein of 250 amino acids.